Molecule: messenger RNA, 7769 nt
Organism: Gigantopelta aegis
Lineage: Eukaryota; Metazoa; Mollusca; Gastropoda; Neomphalida; Peltospiridae
Product: ADAMTS-like protein 3
Exons: 17
Coding region: 1594-4629 (1011 amino acids)
Biological process (GO): extracellular matrix organization
Cellular component (GO): extracellular matrix
Molecular function (GO): metalloendopeptidase activity
Source: RefSeq, a predicted model, not a curated record
UACACCGGCCCGUGUAAAUACUAGUAGAUGGAAUGCACAAAAUGCCUUCCUUUUUUUAACGGGCUUUGCGUAACGCGGUUCUCUUAGUUUAUCAAACAGCCAGGCAGGCAGGCGGGCAGGCAGGCGGGCGGACAGGCGGGCAGGCAGACAGGCCAACGACCAGUCUCUGCAGUCGUACUGAUUUACGGUAGUCGCAAAGGACCGGACCGGCAGGGUGGAAAAAAAUACAAGAGUCAAACAGAGCGAGAGAGAAAGAGAGAGAGAGAAAGAGAGGGAGAGAGAGAACUUGGAUAAUUUCAGACCAUGUCUCAAGACGUUUAAGGAAAAAUUGAUGCGAUUCAGCUUGUGUGAAGAAGAGAAGAGAAAAAAACCUUAUGUCAUGUGUGACAUGACGUUUCAGAUCAGUGGAAUAAAUGUUACGAGUGUUGUCGGGACUGCGGUUUGUGAAGCCAUUAAGGAAAGUUACGGUUGUCGAGGUUUACUUUUAGCUAUCACGAAAAUGCUUGCUCGUGUCUUUGUGUGAACCAAGUGGAAAGAAGAAAGAAAGAGAGAGAGAGAGAGUUGGGAAAGCGGUGUAUACUCGCAGCGGCAAAGCGGUCGCGUAUGGAUGUUUGUAUACAUGUAAUUAUUAUUCUUACGGAGGUUGGAAGCUUGCCGGCGGAUCCAGUGUUCUUCUUAGGGACGACGUUUCUCUAAUGGGGAAUAAUAACAGAGAACAAAAUGACCAUCACUGCAAAUGUUUGUCUUUCUUGUUAUUUCGUCAUCAGUGGUCAAUGAGUAAUUUGUGAGUUAGAUUUUUUUAAUACUUUUUUUUUUACUUUUUUUUUUUUUUUACUUUGGACUAAAUAUUGACAUUGAACGCGGGUUUGAACGACAAUAUCGUGUGACAUUUAUUCUGUGUCUUUAUUCAAAUAACUCCCCACCAACGACACAACAUCGAAUCUGUCCCGCCAAAGCUCGAAUGGGGCCAGUUGUGAACUGCCUAAUCUCAGUGUGUCAGAUUAAAAUUGCGAUACUGUCGUCGUACAGGUGCCCAGGGGAGGGGCUACGCGGCCCGGAGAGAAAGUCUUUGGUCCACAGCAAUGAUUAGGCUGUUUACAACCGCUACUGUUAGUGUUAGUAUUACACAAUCGGGUCAAACGUGAACACAGAUUUACUAUUUAGUGACGAGGGUCGCCACAAAUCAAGGCUAAAUCUGACCACUCAUGUGUCCGAGAAAACGGAUUUAGGGACGAGGAUCGCCACAGAUCAAAGCUAAAUCUGACCACACGUGUGUGUGUGUCCAGGGACUGGUAGCAGAAGACCGCUAUAGCAGAGGGCGAUAGUAGCAGACGACCGGUUUACUGGGGGGGUCUGAAUAAGACGUCUGUUGUUGCAGAACCAUAGAUUUUUAGGGACGAAGAUCGCCACAGAUAAACGCUAAAUCUGACCACACGUGUGCGUGUUUGUGUCCAGGGUCUGGUAGCAGACGACGACAGCUAUAGCAGAGGGCGCUAGUAGCAGACGACAUUAGCAGACGAUCGCUUCUACUGGCGGGACCGAACAAGACGUCUGUUGUUGCAGAACCACUGUUUCUGGUUUCCGGAUCACACAAUGGAACACGGCUUGUUCUUAUUAACUCUCUCUAUUGCGCUGUCUGGAGUCGUCCACGCGGAUCGCUGGGGGAAAUGGUCAGCGUGGAGCGCAUGCUCACGGACAUGCGAUGGUGGCGCCACCUACCAGCUCCGGAAGUGUACGAGAGGAUACAGAUUCAGAACAAAGUGUGUAGGAGAUAGCAUCCGGUACGCGACCUGUAACAACGAGCCCUGCCCAGUGGACGCACGUGACUUUAGGCGCCAGCAGUGCGAGGCUUAUAAUAAUGAACCGUAUGGCGGGAAAUACUAUAAAUGGCUGCCAUACAGAGACCGGAAGAAUCCAUGCGCCCUCUACUGUGUGGCGGAAGGUCCGAGAACUCUUGCUCGGCUUGCGCCAAAAGUUCUAGAUGGCACGAGAUGUUCCGAGGACAGACUGGAUAUGUGUAUCAACGGAACCUGCUGGCCUGUCGGGUGUGACCACGUGCUCGGAUCCAAGCGUCAGUUCGACCUGUGUCGCGUGUGUGGCGGGAACAACACGUGCUUCUCGUCCCCAAGGGAGCGCUACCACUGGGUGGAGGACGGACUGUCACGCUGCAGCGCCACCUGUGGUGUAGGUAAGCAGGUGACGGUGUUCAAGUGUCGAGACCGCUACAAUCGCCGUCGCGUGGUGAAGGAACACAAAUGUCACAAGCGCCAGAAGCCGCCAGGAAGAACGAAGGCAUGUUAUCAGCGCAAAUGUCCGCCAGCCUGGAAGAUUUUCCAGUGGCAGACCUGCACCCACACGUGUGGAGGGGGCUUCUCGCUGAGGAACGUCAGGUGCAUGGACACCCUCCAGAGCGGACGCCAACGCUGGCUACACGACAGCUUCUGCCCCAGCCCGAGGCCGGUGACGUCGCGGAAGUGCAAUAACGUCCUCUGUCCCAGGUGGUACGCUGGGAAGUGGUCGCCGUGUAGCGUGACCUGCGGGCGGGGAUACCAGUACCGCGAGGUCGUGUGCAGACACGAGGGCAACAUCCACUGCGAUGACGACACCAAGCCCAUCACGAGGAAGAACUGCAGCACCAACUUCCCGUGCCUCAACACAGCAGAUCGCCGUUACGUUGCAGAGCAUGAUGAAAAUGAUAUCCAGGAGAUCUCACUGGGAGAGCUUAGAGAGGCGGGCAGAGAGACUAGAGAAGAAACCAACAACGUCACGUACUCGGUGAUCCACGAGGAUGACGUACAGAAUAACGACAUGAGCACACCCAGGUUCGUGACGUCAAGCUGGGGACCGUGCAGCACAACAUGUGGCCCCGGAGUGAGAAGACGCUACGUCAGGUGUAAGGUCUAUCUGCUCUACCUGCAGGAUAUCGUCGACCUCGCAGACAGCGUGUGUGAUGGCCCAAAGGCCCCGGAGACCGAGCCGUGCCUGCUGGAGCCGUGUUACGAAAACUACGAGUGGACGGCUGUCGGCCUCACCGAGUGUAGCCGGUCCUGUCUCGGAGGCACACAGGAGACGUUGCUGCACUGCUUACACAAGGCCAACAGGACGGUGGUCGGGCCGGAGUUGUGCGAGCGAGCGCCACCUGUCCCCAUUGAGCGCAGGAUAUGUAACGACAACCCCUGUCCACAGAGAUGGCGAAUUGGCGACUUUGGCACCUGUUCUGCUACGUGUGGGGGUGGGACGAUGUCUCGAGAUGUCCAGUGUAUCCAGGAGUUCGCCCCCACACCCGACAGUGUGUUGGAGUUACCUGACUUCAUGUGUGAGAGGCCAGUACCCGAGCGAUCACGUCCAUGUAACACGCAGCACUGCCCAGCACACUGGGUGUAUGGAGAAUGGGAAGAAUGUUCUGUGUCGUGUGGUGACGGAAUCCAAGUGAGAUAUGUCAAGUGUCAGCGCCGGUCGGCUGACGGGACGUCCGUGGACGUGGAGACCAACAACUGUCGCCCCAGCGAGCGUCCGCAGGCAACGAAAUCCUGCAACGAAACCGCGUGUCCUGAAGUGAAGAUAAAGGAACACAAGAUGAAGUUCUUCCAGCUACAGAAGAUUCCAAAAAUCCGACUGAUAGUCGGAGCAGACGCCGUCAUAUUCCCCGGAACGUCGGUCAUCGUCAGAUGUCCCGUCCGAGGAUUCCCUAGAAAGAAGCUGGAAUGGUACAAGGAAUAUCGCAGGAUUAGAAAAGGCGGGAGAGUUGGCGUCUCGGGGAAAGGAAAUUUGCGUAUUCGUAAAAGUCGUCCCGAUAAGGAUUACGGUAAUUUUACGUGCAAGGCGGGCUCUGUGACAUCCAACGUGUCCAUUCUGUUCAGCAACAUUGUCGACGUGCUGCAGAAGACGGUGGAAAGGGAGAAGUACUUAUUAGGAUUCGUGUCGGACAACGCGUCGUACAUCAGGGACCCGUUCGAUAGGAGAAAGAAGCCCAUCCAGUUCGUGAUCGGCGACUGGACGGCGUGCAGCGCCACGUGUGGCGGCGGCUAUCAGCGUCGCGUGGUGCGAUGUGAGAUCAUCAGCAAUGACUAUUUCGAGGAGUUCCCCCUGGACGUGUGUCGGAACGAGGGCUCGGUGCCCGAGGCGACCCGGAAGUGUAACGAAGACCUCUGUGUCACGUGGGAGACUGGCAAUUGGUCAGAGUGCAGCACAGACAAGUGUGUUCGGGAGAGUUACGCCAUCCACUCGCGCAGUGUGCAGUGUAUCAGUGACCACAACAGCUCCAUAGUGAACGAGACUCUCUGCGACCCUCACCUCUUCCCCCAGGCCGUGGAGGAGUGUCCCAACAUCCACUGCAAGCCGGCCUGGAACACGUCGGGAUGGUCUCACUGUUCUGCGGCGUGUGGUAAGCGAGGCUUCCAGGCACGCAUGCUCACGUGCAUCUGGAAGUUCACGGGUCUACCUGGAGGCAGAAGCUGUCAUAAUUUAAGGCGGCCUGUCGUUAUUCGGACAUGUCAAGCAAAACCGUGUUCACAUUAUUGUUUCGACGAGUCUGAAUACUGCAGCAUUGUGAGCAUUAUGAGACUGUGUAGAUACUCUAACUUUAAACGACGAUGUUGUCACAGUUGUAAAGAGUCAACGUUAUCAUGACGCAGUCAUAUUAGGUAACGAGGGACCACUAUACCAAAUACAAAUAAGCAUUUUCGUGUCUUGUGAUAUCCAACGAAAUGCUAAGAAAGCAGGGAUCCAGGCUUGUUUUGUUUCUUUGCCUGUCAACGUUCCAUUAGUAGAUGUUUUGUGAGGAAGGUGUGUACACACUACACAACGUUCACUACGUCUUUGUCGUGAAUCUGUAUCGCGUACUGGACUGUUAUUUCCAAACCCAUGUGAACUGUCUGCCAGUGGUUGCCGGUCCGGUUGCUGGAUGUAUAGUCAUCAAACAUGGCAAGAUAAAUUUGUUUAAUGAAAUUUAUACGAGUCUGCUUCAAUAUCAAAAACGGUUUUUGAUAAGGUUUCCAAACAAGGAUUUAUAUGUGCUUUCAACAACGAAUACUGUUGUUAAAACGACUGAUGUGUACUUUCAACCACGAAUAGUGUUGAAAACAAUUGAUUGAUAUGCACAUUCAACCACGAAUACUGUUGUAAAAAGGACAGAUAUGCACUUUCAAAAAGGAUUGAUAUGUACUUUCAACCACGAAUAUCAUUGACAAGAAUGUACAUAAUAAUGCUCUUUGAACCAUGAAUUCUGUUGAUAAAAAGGAUUGGUUUGUACUGCCAACCACGGAUAUUGUUGAUGAAGAAGAAUGUACAUAACAAUGCUCUUUGAACCACAAAUACUGUUUAAGGAACAAGGAUUGAUAUGUACUUUCAACCACGAAUACUGAUGAUGAAGAAGAAUUUAUAUAACAAUGCUCUUUGAACCACAAAUUUUGUUUAACGAAUAAGGAUUGAUAUGUACUUUCAACCACGAAUACUGAUGAUGAAGAAGAAUUUAUAUAACAAUGCUCUUUGAACCACAAAUACUGUUAACAAACAAGAAUUAAUAUGUUCUUUCAACCACAAAUAUUGCUGAUGAUGAAGAAUGUACAUAACAAUGCUCUUUCAACCACGAAUACUGUUGAUAAAAAGGAUUGGUUUGUACUAUCAAUCACGAAUAUCGUUGACUAAGAAGAAUGGACAUAAUAAUGCUCUAUCAACCACGAAUACUGUCAACAAACAAUAAUUUAUAUGUACUUUGAACCACGAAAUCUGCUGACAGACGCUACGCCAUCACAGACAGUUAAAAUGAGCAAGAUAUGAGAACAGUGGUUCAACACGAUCGUUCGAACAGCACAUUACGGGAUUUCGGAUCUCGAAUGAAAUGAGAUUCAUAAUAUAUCCAGUAGGAGUGCGUGCCUCGUGUAGAAUGAACCAUGAUAUGUCUGUAGCCAAAAGGAUCGCGUGUCUUGUAUAAUGGCAGAAACCUGUUGUGUCAGGAGCCAAUGGGAUUGCGUGUCUUGUAUAGUGGAAGACUCCUGUUGUCUGUAACCAACAGCAAUGCGUGUCUUGAGUAUCAGUGAAUUACAUGAUGUGUCAGUAGCCAAUAGGAUCGCGUGUUUUGUAUAAUGAGAGACUCCUGUUGUGUCGGUAACCAAUGGGAUUGCGUGUCUUGUAUACAAAUGAAGUACAUGUUGUGUCAGUAGCCAAUAGGAUCGCGUGUCUCAGUUUGUCAUAGCCGGAUGAACCUACUUCCUGUUGAACGUUUCCUUGCUCACCUAACACAAGGUUUCUUGCCGUUUACCGAUUUGAUGGAAGUCUUCAUGAAGCAAUAUUUGAACUUUGGUGCUAUUUUAAUUGUUUAUUAUUAUCAUUACUUUUUAUAUCGCUAAUACAUUAUUUUGCAUGGUUAGUUGUAGAGAAGAAUCGUAUUUAAAGUAAUCUCCAAGAUAGCUAGUAUGACUAACGCCUAGCUACAUUGCUACUCACCCUCAUGAACAAUUAUGGCGCCACCCGUUCAUAAGGCACGAACCAUGACAAUAGUUCGUGUAACAUGUCAUCUUAUGUGACCAUGGCACCUAAUUAGGUACGUUCCAACAACUGUGCACGUCGGAAAGAGGUUCACAAUUUUAAGUUAAAACGUAUAUUAAAAAGCUGUCUUUAUUUUUGCUUUAUAAACCAAAAUUGUUUCAAUAAGAACUAGUUGGGUAUUAAAAAUGAUUUGGAGUGUCCAUCCUUGAAAGAGUUGGGGUAUGCAUUGUAGGGGUGGAUCUGGGAUUUGACCAAAGGGUGUCGUGCUACAACCCUCUGGAUCAGCGUCUGCUUGUACGGUUGGUGCAUCGUGGCUGGUUCAUAGAUAUUUGAGUGUGUCCACAGAACAAACAUACUUGGAGCUUCAAUAAUAGUAAGCGCGUGGAAUGCGAGUGGUCGAUACUGGGUGCGUUGGGUAAACCCUACAGGGCAUUAUUAAUCUGCAAGUAGGAUACUGGUAACAAUCCCUUUCCUGUCCUGGACGGAGGAGCCCGCGAAAGACGACAUCUGCGUCCAUGACAGGUGUGUGCUACAACAGCUUGUUCUGAAAGUGCACGUUAAAACCUAUGACCUGUCCUAACUGGUAAUAAGUGAAUUUAAUUGUGAAGUGUCUGUCUACUUCUGUAAAGCAAUCAUUAUUCACAAGAGCUACAGAGAACUAAUAGAAGACAUAGUUGUAAUUCGGUACUACUUAUAAUGUGCCCGUGCCUCUAGAGCCAGUUCUGGAAGUGCUACAAGGAAACUCUAGGGCUCCGUUCCACGAAACGAUUUUAGCUCUAAAAUCAUUUUAAGUAGUACAUUAGGUAGUUAUACACGUAAGAUGAUCAUAGUGUUAAGAUCGCUUUGUGAAACAAGGCCCAGGUCAUGUAAUACAGUUACAACUCAACUCCAUAAUUCAUCAUCUACUUACGUCUACAUGUCCCACGUUAUUCUUUGAUUUAUGUUUGCUGUGAUCUUAAAUCUAGGUCACAUAACAUGUACUGUUAGCUUUUACGAAAGCAAGGAGUGCGCCACAUGUUUGCGAACUGUCUAGUUGUUCAAUGUGCUAAAACAAGGGUGACAAUAUUAAGAUAGAUAUCAAAGAUAGUAAAGAAGUACGAGUUUAUUAAAACUAAUUGUCUUUCUGUUUUUCAUUAGAAAACGAUGUUAUACAAAUGGGAAGCAAGAUUUCAGUUUUAACCUAUAUCAUUUUCAUUAAAAUGUUUAAAUUCUAAAAGGACAUACGCUAGUUUUUAAACACUAAGGCAUAUUUUUUACUAUUAGAGCCGUUUUUGAUAACUGAA